Knipowitschia caucasica is the source of this 906-nucleotide messenger RNA. Lineage: Eukaryota; Metazoa; Chordata; Actinopteri; Gobiiformes; Gobiidae. The record is from the annotation of a GenBank genome assembly.
AUGCGUAAAACCCCGUAUCCUGCUGCGGACACGUACAAGGUUCACGACUCAGCAGAAGGACUUUCAACUUUUUGCACUGACUUUCUAAAGAACAUCUUCAACAUGGGCAACACCAGCAGUGAGCGUGCGGCUAUGGGUCACCAUGGAGACAAGACCCGGAGAGACAGUCGCGGACACAAAGAGGGACCCAAGAUCCUCAUGGACAGUCCAGAGGAUGCAGACAUCUUUCACACUGAAGACAUCAAAGCCCCGAUGGAGAAAGAGGAGUUCUUGGCCUGGCAGCAGGACAUUGAAGCCGAUGACAAAGAUCCAGCUUUAGACCGGCCGACGGUUUUCCGUUGGAAAGGUGAUGGGAAAGAGGUUUUCAUCUCUGGAUCCUUCAACAAUUGGUCAAACAAGAUUCCUUUGAUCAGAAGUCAGAACACUUUUGUGGCCAUUGUGGAACUUCCAGAGGGGGAACACCAGUACAAGUUUUAUGUGGACGGACAGUGGACUCACGACCCAGCAGAGCCCGUGGUAACCAGCCAGCUCGGCACGGUCAACAACAUCAUCCAAGUGAGGAAAACUGACUUCGAGGUGUUUGACGCUCUUAUGGUGGACUCCCAGAAAUGCUCCGAUCUCUCAGACCUCUCCAGCUCUCCUCCAGGCCCUUAUCACCAGGAUGCCUACAUUCCCAAACAAGAGGAAAAGUUUAAAUCUCCACCAAUUCUACCGCCUCAUUUGCUCCAAGUGAUUCUCAACAAAGACACCGGGAUAUCUUGUGACCCAGCGUUACUACCAGAACCUAACCACGUGAUGCUCAACCAUCUCUACGCUCUAUCUAUAAAGGACGGAGUGAUGGUCCUGAGUGCUACACACCGCUACAAAAAGAAGUAUGUGACCACAUUGUUGUACAAACCCAUCUGA